Branchiostoma floridae (Florida lancelet) is the source of this 1684-nucleotide messenger RNA. RefSeq names its product uridine-cytidine kinase 2-B-like. The record is from RefSeq and is a predicted model, not a curated record. The transcript is spliced from 7 exons. Gene Ontology annotation, molecular function: kinase activity; ATP binding. Gene Ontology annotation, cellular component: cytosol; cytoplasm. Bases 77 to 841 code for a protein of 254 amino acids. Lineage: Eukaryota; Metazoa; Chordata; Leptocardii; Amphioxiformes; Branchiostomatidae.
UGAUCGAUCCAUCACGUUUGACUAAUCAGAUGUGGCCUACCUCAGCCUGCGGAAAUCGUCCCACAUAUUGGACAAGAUGGCGGGCUGUAAUGGUGUGGGCACCAGGAACGGGGUGAAAAACGGUCUCCAUCGCAAGCCUUUUAUCAUCGGAGUGGCUGGCGGCACUGCCUCUGGAAAGUCGUCAGUCUGUGCGCGGAUUAUGGAGCUCCUGGGACAACAUGAGGUGGACUGUAAGCAGCGCCAGGUCGCCAUCCUCAGCCAAGACGCCUUCUACAAAGUCUUAACACCUGAGGAGAAGGCUAAGGCCUUCAAGGGGCAGUUUAACUUUGACCAUCCAGAUGCCUUUGACAAUGCCUUGAUCGAGGAAACACUGAGAAACAUUGUUGCAGGACAGACAGUUCACAUCCCAGUCUACGACUUCGUCACACAUGCCAGGAGAGAGGGGGAGUUCAUCACUAUCUACCCAGCAGAUGUGGUGCUGUUCGAAGGGAUCCUGGUCUUCUACUACAGAAACAUCCGCGACCUUUUCAACAUGAAGCUGUUUGUCGACACAGACGCAGACACAAGACUGUCCAGAAGAGUUUUGAGGGACAUCAAUGAGAGAGGGAGAGACCUGGAGAAUGUGCUUGUCCAGUACACAACAUUCGUCAAACCAGCAUUCGAGGAGUUCUGUCUGCCAACAAAAAAGUAUGCAGAUGUCAUCAUUCCAAGAGGAGUAGAAAACAAAGUUGCCAUCAAUCUGAUCGUACAGCACAUCCAGGACCUGAUGAACGGGGGGUGGAAGAGACACAACGGGCGCAACCGUUCGGACUCCGAGGGUAUGGAGAUCACGCUGCACUGAGCCAAACCAGUCGUCAACAACUUUCACUACACAACAACACAAUGGCUAGUAAGGGGAAGGACAAGGAAUGGAUCGUUUUGUAUACUAUGAUAUCUUUUUUUGUUAUGCAGAGAUCUCUGUGCAAGAUUGUUCAGUAAAGCCGGUAUCUCACUGGAUUUGAAUUGUGGCACAAUGGCAGCGUAAUAUAAUGGAAAUAUCAUGCAAAACGUACAAGUAUGACCAAAAGACAACAACUUUAACAAACGUAAAAUGAUUUAUUUACUGAUAGAAUUUGUUGCGUGCUCCAUCAAAUUGCUCUGCCGCAGGUAGGUCGUCAAAGUGCCACAGCUUCAGUAAAAUACCCGCAUAAGGUCUAGAGUAUCUCUAGCGCUAGAUGUUAAAGAAAGGAAGGAAUGAGCGAGUGGUAUUAAAUAUACCUGCCAUUUUUGCAAACUCUGCAAGGAGCGUAGCACAUUGGUAUACCCUGUGGUGUAUGUAAGCUUGACAUGGUGUUUAAAGCCGUGGUAUUUCUACAGUUUUCUGUUGAGCGACACCUUUAUUUCCUUCCGAAGCACGUCACUGAAAUGUACGUGUGUAAAGCCGUGUUUACUUAAUAUAGUAGUUUCCAUACAAUUGUGUCCGGAUAAAAGUGGACUUGGCCAAUCAAAAAUGGACUUAAAGCCUUUCUGUGUUAUUUUUCAAAAUAUAUCUAAUAUGCAUAUGAUAGAUAACAGCUAUGUAAGUCUUUUGUAGUAGCCGUUCUUCCCCAAAGUGCAUAGAUAUAUCAUUAGAGGAAGUUUUAUUAUGCGUGGGAGACUUUCCCAUGAAAAUGGUGCCAAUAGUUCAAGCAUAAGUUAUAUACUG